Molecule: messenger RNA, 2433 nt
Organism: Coturnix japonica (Japanese quail)
Lineage: Eukaryota; Metazoa; Chordata; Aves; Galliformes; Phasianidae
Source: RefSeq, a predicted model, not a curated record
AAUAUGCUUAGCCAUCACACCUCUAAUGCAGCCCUGAGCAUCACAUGCUCAAAUCCAGAGCCAAAAAGGGUCCUAGAGGAAUGAAUAUCCUUAAAUUCUCCAGCCCAGGGGACUGCAGGGAGAUGUGCUCAAAAUCUUAUUUAUGAGCAAAGAAGCAGCACAACGUAUUGUGAGUAUAACGAUAGUCUCAGGGCUCUAAACGUUACUCCAGAAGUCUGCAGAAGAAGAAAGAAUAUCAGUGCAGUUAAAAUUAUUUUGCAUGCGCUUUCUAGCCCUUUUCCUUCCCCUGCUUCUCUGGGUCCUAAAGCUGGUGGCUUCACCCUGGCGGUGGUAUGAAGGUGGUGUCACAGCAAGCUGUAAGCAUCGCUGGAGGAAAGCUGCCACCAUGCUGCCCACACUGCCCCAGCCCCUGGCAUCUGAGACCAUCCCCAGUUGAGAGGUUCAAUCCAUUCUAUCCCCUUGGUCCCAAGUGCCCUCACAGAGAGAGUCAGCAUUUGGAAGAGUCACCCUCAGCACUGUAUAUUAAGGGGAAGGUGUGAAGAUCCCAGAGGAUUUCUUUUCUCCUCUGUUCUGCUUCUGCAUGCACUUCAGCCCCACGGACUGGUUGUGUCCUGCCUCACUAUUUCACAACAUGACAGUGGGACCACAGCUGAGCACAUCAAUACCCAGCUCAGCUCUGAAGCUCAGCCCAGGAAGCUGCUCUGCCAAAGUUCAGGUUUCAUAGGGCAGGCAUAAAUGCAAGAGAAGAGGAAAUAUACAUUUGAAAACAAUCAGGUUCAGCCUGAAGAAAACACUGUUUUUCAAGACAACUACGAAUUAAGCCAGAAAAUUCAGCAUGACAGAAGCACUGCCUGAAGUGACAACCGAAUACAGUUACGAUGAAACUGCUUACACCUGUGAUGAAACUGACAUCCAAGCAUUUGGAAAAAUAUUUCUGCCAUUGUUUUAUAUCACUGUGUUCGCCCUCGGCCUUGCAGGGAAUGUAAUGGUGGUUUUGGCCAUCGUGAAAGAAGGCAGUAAAAAGAGCAUUACUGAUAUUUAUCUCCUGAACUUGGCUGUCUCAGACCUUCUUUUCGUGAUCUCUCUCCCCUUCUGGGCUUCCAACACAGUGAGGGGAUGGACCUUUGGCACUAUCCCCUGCAAAGUUGUGUCCUCACUGUAUUACAUCGGAUUCUUCGGGGGCAUGUUUUUUAUCACCGUGAUCAGUAUCGACAGAUACUUGGCCAUUGUCCGGGCAACGUAUUCCUUGAAAUCCAGAACGAUGAAGCACAGCUUUCUGAUAACCUGCGGGGUAUGGGCAACAGCAGUUCUGGUUUCGGUGCCACAUUUUGUGUUCUCCCAGAUGUUAGAAAAUGACUGCUUCCCUGUGUUACCCCCGGAGCUGAUGAACAUCUGGCCGGUGUUCUGCAACGUGGAACUGAACACCAUUGGUUUUUUGAUCCCAGUCUGCAUCAUAUGCUAUUGCUACUGCGGGAUCAUCAAAACCCUGCUGUACUGCAAGAACCAGAAAAAAGCACGAGCCAUAAAACUGACCUUGGUUGUGGUGGUUGUGUUUUUUCUGUUUUGGACCCCAUACAACAUACUGAUUUUUCUCGAGACUUUGAGGCACUACGAGUUGUUUAUAAGUUGCAAUCAAAUUAAAUCACUGGACUAUGCAAUGCACCUGACCGAAACCAUCGCAUUCAGCCACUGCUGCCUUAAUCCUCUUAUCUAUGCCUUUGCUGGGGAAAAAUUCAGGAAGUAUCUUUACCGUGUCUGCUUCAAGUACUGCCCAUGCCUGUGCUUCUGUGGGCCCUGCAAUCAUUACGAAGUUCGCCCUUCAGCUAGCUAUGCAGAAAGCAUGGUGAACAGCAACAUUACCCUCAACACCAGUGACCAGGAUGGAACUGUCUUCCUCUGAAGCCAGAAAACCUCCUUGGAAAAAGAAAUCCAUGUAGAUAUAUCUCUGCAGGGCUAGCACUGCCAAGAGACUAAUGUUAGCCAUUGGGAAAGACUUAUGACAGCACUGAAUUACUGACGUGCUUUUUGUUAAGCAUUAAAUAUUCUAAAGUAGUGAAUAUUUUAAAAACAAAAGCAGUACAACAUGUCAAGGCUGAACACUGAAGCGAAUCAAGAGAGAGGUAAAGUAGAAGCAAAAGCAGCAUCAUCUGCCCAGAACAGCAAUGGAGAAGAAUUUAGGAUAGGGACACUGUUACAUGGUUUUGUCAUCUACACUUCUGUGUCCGUACGUGCAUGUGGUAUAAAUGUACAUAGAAAUUAACUCCUUUUUAAUAAAAGAUCUCUAAUUAGUAGCAGCUGACUGUAAGCAAAUGGGACUGUUUUUAUUGCUAUAUAUUGAACUAUCUCCAUUUGGAAGAAAUUUUGGGGAGUUCUUGAUUGCAACAAAUGUUUUACCUGUGCUUUCAUAACUAAUAAAACCCUAAAAAAACCCGA